Molecule: messenger RNA, 4056 nt
Organism: Apis dorsata (giant honeybee)
Lineage: Eukaryota; Metazoa; Arthropoda; Insecta; Hymenoptera; Apidae
Product: manganese-transporting ATPase 13A1
Exons: 18
Coding region: 1-3498 (1165 amino acids)
Biological process (GO): intracellular calcium ion homeostasis
Cellular component (GO): endoplasmic reticulum membrane
Molecular function (GO): P-type ion transporter activity; ATP hydrolysis activity; ATP binding
Source: RefSeq, a predicted model, not a curated record
AUGGCGACUACUGCUUCAUCGCGGGUAGAUGAACUCGUACAAACUGUCACUCUGCAUAAUCCUCGGAAAUUAUUAUUCACGGGAUAUGUUCUGCCCUCUGUGAUAUUACACACUGUGUGGAUUUAUAGUUGGAUUUUUGUCUACGGAAUUGAUGAAUAUUAUGAUGCGGGUUUAGUGGGCAUUGCAGCUAUCGGCGUAUUACAAAUUUUCAUAUGUUUGUGUUGCCAGUGGUCAGUGCAUAUACACACUUUUUUUAAUUGUAGCUCGGAAAAAAAUCCAUAUAACGCGAAAAUUGCAAAAGUAGUUCCUACUCCUAAUAAUGGAAGUUCAGAACUUGUCAAACUACAUCAUUCUGAACAACAAGAACCAUGGUUUAUAUUUCAAAAAACCAAGUAUUACUGGAACUCGGAUAAAAAAAUUUUUCAAGGUCUUCAAUUUCCAAUUAAUCAUUCUGUUAAACAUUAUUGUGAAUGGAGAGGAUAUUUAGAUGAAAAAGAUAUUGCAGCAGCAGAGGAAAAAUAUGGAAAAAAUAAGUUAGAUAUGGUUGUACCAGAAUUUAGAGAACUAUUCAAAGAAAGAGCAAUUGCACCAUUUUUUGUUUUUCAACUAUUUUGCGUAGCAUUAUGGUGUUUUGAUAAAUACUGGUAUUAUAGUAUAUUUACAUUAGUUAUGCUCAUUAUGUUUGAAUGUACACUUGUGCAACAACAACUUCGAAAUAUGGCUGAAAUUAGAAAAAUGGGAAAUAAACCAUACACAAUGAUGGUUUACAGGAACAGACGAUGGCAUUCCAUGUUUACUGAUCAAUUAAUUCCUGGUGAUAUUGUAUCUAUUACACGAUCUCAAAAUGAUAAUUUAGUGCCAUGUGAUAUGUUACUUUUAAGAGGACCUUGUGUUGUUGAUGAGAGUAUGCUAACAGGUGAAUCAGUUCCUCAAAUGAAGGAACCCAUAGAAGAAAUUGAUGGAAAUAGACAGUUGGAUAUAGAAGGUGAUGAUAAACUUCAUGUACUUUUUGGGGGUACAAAGGUUGUACAACAUACUCCACCAAGUAAAAGUGUAUCUGGCCUUAAAGCUACUGAUAAUGGCUGUGUAGCCUAUGUUUUACGUACUGGAUUUUCAACAUCACAGGGAAAACUUUUGAGAACAAUAUUAUUUGGAGUUAAACGUGUUACUGCUAAUAAUUUGGAAACAUUUGGUUUUAUUUUAUUCUUGCUAAUUUUUGCAAUUGCUGCAGCAUCAUAUGUGUGGAUUAAAGGAAGUGAAGAUCCUACUAGAAAUAGAUAUAAAUUGUUCUUGGAAUGUACUCUUAUUCUAACAUCAGUUGUACCUCCAGAAUUGCCUAUUGAAUUAUCAUUAGCUGUUAAUACUUCAUUAUUGGCCUUAUCAAAAUUAGGUGUAUUUUGCACUGAACCUUUCAGAAUUCCAUUUGCUGGAAAAAUUGAAAUAUGUUGUUUUGAUAAAACUGGUACUUUAACUAGUGAUAAUUUGGUCGUCGAAGGUAUAGCAGGGAUUGAAGGAAAACCAGAUGUUAUGCAACUUUCUGAUGCACCUAUAGAAAGUAUUCAAGUACUUGCAACAUGCCAUUCUCUUGUACAAUUAGAUGAUGGAAUUGUUGGAGAUCCUCUUGAGAAAGCUACAUUAAAAGCUAUUAAAUGGAAUCUUACAAAAACUGAUUCUAUGAUACCUAGAAAAGGACAAUCACCUGUCUUAAAAAUCGUACAAAGACAUCACUUUUCUUCUGCUUUAAAACGUAUGUCAGUUGUAGCUGGAUAUACAACACCUGGAUCUUCAGAAAUCAAUUACAUGACCACUGUGAAAGGUGCUCCUGAAAUUAUUAAGAAUAUGUUAUCAUCUAUACCAGAUAAUUAUGAUUCAACAUAUUUAUCGCUUUCGCGUCGUGGAGCAAGAGUUUUAGCUUUAGGAUAUCGAAAACUUCCUGGUCCUUUAUCAUCACAAGAUUUAAGAGAACUUACACGAGAAGAAUUAGAAAAAAAUCUCAUUUUUGCUGGAUUUGUAAUUAUAAGUUGUCCGCUUAAACCUGAUUCUAAAGCUGUUAUUAAAGAGAUUGUGAAUGCUUCACAUUCGGUUGUUAUGAUUACUGGUGAUAAUCCUUUAACAGCAUGUCAUGUCAGUCGUGAAUUACAUUUUACAAAAAAAUCAAUUACGCUUAUAUUGACUUCAAAUAAUGGAGAAUGGAUAUGGGAAAGUGUGGAUAGAAAAAUAAAUUUACCUUUGGAAAUAAAAAAUGUUUCUCGGAAUAAUGAAAUAUGGCGAGAAUAUGCACUUUGUGUAACAGGAGAAGGUUUAACAUAUUUAAAAGAUAAUGAACGAGAGUUACUUCGUAAAUUAUUACCACAUAUUGUAAUUUUUGCAAGAUGUGAACCAAAACAAAAAGAAUUUAUAAUUGUUUCAUUGCAAAAUUUAGGAUACACAACUUUAAUGUGUGGAGAUGGUACUAAUGAUGUUGGUGCUUUAAAACAUGCUCAAGUGGGUGUUGCAAUUUUAUCAAGUUUACCAGAAAAAGUAUCUGCUGAAAAGCAAGAUAAUAUGAAAAAUGAACAUACUAUUUCAAAUUCAACAAUAGCAAAUGGGCCAAGAAAUAAUCCAAGAGUUUCUGCUAAUACUAGAGCAAGAAUACAAAAAAUAUUGAAAGAACUUGAAGAACAAUCUGUUAUAGUUAAAUUAGGAGAUGCAUCAAUUGCUGCACCUUUCACUAGCAAAAUGUCGUCGAUUCAAUGUAUAUGCCAUGUUAUUAAGCAAGGACGAUGCACUUUAGUUACCACUUUGCAGAUGUUCAAAAUUUUAGCACUUAAUGCAUUAGGACUUGCAUAUAGCCAAUCUGUUCUUUAUUUAGAUGGAAUAAAAUUUAGUGAUGCACAAGCAACAUUACAGGGUAUUUUACUAGCCACUUGUUUCUUAUUCAUAUCAAGAUCAAAACCAUUGAAAACAUUGUCUAAACAAAGACCUCUUCCAAAUAUCUUUAAUUUAUAUACGAUUGCGACUGUACUUCUUCAAUUUGCUGUACAUUUUUUUUCUCUUGUAUAUUUAGUUAAAGAAGCUACUUUAUUAUCUCCAAAGAGUGAUAAAUUAGCAGCUAUAUUAGCUCCAAAUAAUCUAUAUAAUGAAAGUAUGGCCUUGAAUACAAAUUUUAAUGAUGAAGACGAACCAUUUGAACCAAAUUUAUUAAACAGUACAGUUUAUAUUAUUGCAAUGACAAUUCAAAUUUCUACUUUUGCAAUUAAUUAUCGGGGUCAUCCAUAUAUGGAAAGUUUAUUACAAAAUAAAUUUUUAUUAUAUAGUCUUAUAGGCAAUGCUGCCGUUAUAUUGGGAUUAACAUGUGGAUUUUUACCUGAAUUAGCAACACAAUUUGAAAUUGUAGAUUUUCCAAGUGAUUUCCGCAGUCUUUUAAUUCAAGUAUUAAUAGCAGACUUUAUUCUUGCAUAUAUAGUUGAUAGAAUCUGCUUAUGGCUUUUUGGAGAAGGGAGACAUCAAAAACUGUGAUUAGUACACAAUUUCUAUAUUCCACUUUUAACUCGAAAAGUGCGAAAAAUUAAAUAUGCAAAUUUGUUUUCUUAUUUCACAAAGAACAAAUUAUCUUUGUUUAUUAUUAUAUUUAUGAAUUAUAUUACGAUUCCUAUAUGGAAUAUAAUGCUUUUAAAAGACUGACCAAUAUAUAAUUGAGAAGUCAUUAUUAAAAAUUCAUAUUGUUGAUGGUUUUAUAUUAAUGAAAUCUUUGUUACUCAUUGACAAAUUUAAUGAUAAUUCUUUGUGAAAUAAGAAGAUUAAAAAAAAUUGAGAUAUAUAUUAUAUAUAUAUAUAUAUAUAAAUACACACAUAUGUAUAUGAGUAUGUGGUAUGUAUGUUUUAAUGAGUGUAAGUAUUACCAUAAAAAGUGAAAUAGUAAAAAGAGCAUGCAAUGUGAGUGUGUACAAAUGAUAAGUAAAUAAUGCAUAAUAUCAUUAUUAUUAUAUAUACCAUGUUUGGAAACAAUAAGUGUACCUUGAGAACCUGAUUUAUGAGAAUUUAUAAAAACAAACUUCUCUAUUGUAUUAAAACAUA